AUCGUGCAGCCCUUUUCCAUUCAAAUCGCGGGGAUCUCGAAAAUCACGGAAUUUCCUUCGAUGGGUUCUCGUUGUAGAAGGCAAUUUGCACACAAAAUUUGGGAUGGAAUAAGAUGUGGAUGUCAAGAAGUGCUUUCUUAAACCCUAAAUUAACUAAACGCAGAAGGGGAGAUUUGAGAAACAGAGAGAAAAAAUUAUGAGGGGGGUGGGCGACGAAGACAGAGAGAACAAAUAGAGAGUCACCGAUUGUGAUGUCGGCGAGGAAGACGACGAUGGCUACUGGAGUUGCUCUUGACGACAACAUCGACUUUGUUGAUGAACAGGGAAAUGAAAUUACUGUCAAAUGCGUUUCUGGAAAGGGGAGGGGCUCUUCAACUUCGGCGCAUGCAUUAAUGGAAGUGGAAUCAAUUUCCCAUUUCGCAUUCAUUCCCUCACCAACAGAACUAAUCAAAAGCGAAAGCUGUGGCCUUUCAGUGGCAAUCUCUCUGGCUGACAUGCAUGAAUGUGGAGCAACAAGAGUUCUCAUCAAGAAGCCCAGAACUCAACUCCGGAGCGCAACCGGAGAAGAAUAUCGGGUUGAAACCAGUGAAGAUUUCGCCAGGUUUCAGGAUCAACCCAGAUCCGCAUUUCGGUUAUUCAUGGAGGAGUUUGCCAAGACAUGCCCUGAUGGGGAUGAAAUUGAUGUUGAUAGGAGAGGGUUUGAGACCUGGAGAAACAUGUCUAAAAUGGAGAGGCAACCCUAUGAGCUUCGAGCUGAGAAGAUAUAUUCUGCUUACUUAAAAGGCCUAAUCGAAGAGGAGAAUAAUAUGCCAAAGGUGAAUGAUGAGGCUGAAUCAGUUGAAGUCAAGAACUAUGAGGAGGUUUGUCUACACAAUUCUUCUCAAGUGUUUCUAACUAUUUCUUGAAUACUUAUACAUCAAAAAAAUAAUAAUGUGUGCGUAUAUACCGAUAUAUUAUUAACAUACAUUUAGAGUUAUGAAAAUGUUACGUGCUCUGAUGGAUAUUUGAGGUGUUCAGAUGAAAGCAAGAACCUAAGCUCCUAUUUAAAAUGGUAAGGGUUCAUGCAACCAUGUCUUUGUUUUUUCUUCAACAAUCAAAACAAAGGUGUUAU
Messenger RNA from Cuscuta campestris, 1111 nucleotides. The record is from the annotation of a GenBank genome assembly. Lineage: Eukaryota; Viridiplantae; Streptophyta; Magnoliopsida; Solanales; Convolvulaceae.